Messenger RNA from Amblyraja radiata (thorny skate), 2869 nucleotides. RefSeq lists its product as uncharacterized. The transcript has 6 exons. NCBI's taxonomy places the organism in Eukaryota, Metazoa, Chordata, Chondrichthyes, Rajiformes, Rajidae. The coding region runs from base 1 to 1410 and encodes 469 amino acids. The record is from RefSeq and is a predicted model, not a curated record.
AUGGAGCAGAACAAAAAGUACACACGCGAGAAAUGCAUCGAAUGCAGCAGCUGCAAAGGGAGCAACCAACAUCUGAAGAGAAACUACCAGGGAAGUAGUGAGCAAACUCCAGCAUUCAAAUCCUGCAGCCUCUUCCCAUGGAACGCGGCGCAGAGCGGCAGGGUGUGGACCCGGCAGAGCUCUCUGCUUCUUCCCUAUGAGUGGGAGGAUGACUGUGAGAUGAUCGACUGGGUGAUUGACCAGUACGUACAGGAGGACAGCAGCAUCUCUGCCUUCUACAAGGGCAGGCUCAUCCUGACCCUGAAGGACGCUCUGGGAAUCACCACCGUGACUGCUGAUGCAGGGAACCUCCCGAGAAGCCUCCAGGGUCACCUCUUUGAAGCAAACAUCCCCAUCAUCCCAGAGUACUGCUCCCCGGGACCUUCGUCCGAUUGCCAGCCAUGUGAGGAACAAUGCAACAGAGAGCCCCAGACCCCCCAAGACCCCAGCCCUGCAGCACUCUGUGAGACGGCAGCACAGACAGCUGGGCAAUCUGAUGAAAGCCACCCAGCCAGUGAAGAACAGUAUUACCAGGCGAACAUGUGGAAACAAUGUCACGACAACGUGAUGAAUCGAUGCCAGGACAAUGUGGGCCAACAAUGCCAGGAGGACCAUGUUGGCCAACAAUGCCAAGACAAUGUGUGCCAACAAUGCCAGGGCCAUGUGGGCCAACAAUGCCAGGAGGACCAUGUGGGCCAACAAUGCCAGGAAAAUGUGUGCCAACAAUGCCAAGACAAUGCAGUCCAACGAUUCCAAGACAGUGCAGUCCAAACAUGCCCGGAGAAUGUGGGCCAAAGAUGCCAGGACAAUGCAGUGAAGCCAUGCCAGGACAAUACGGUGAAACCAUGUCAGGAGAAUGCGGUGAAACCAUGCCAGGAGAAUGCAGUGAAACCAUGUCAGGAGAAUGCGGUGAAACCAUGCCAGGAGAAUGCGGUGAAACCAUGUCAGGAGAAUGCGGUGAAACCAUGUCAGGACAAUGUGGGCCAAAGAUGUCAGUGCAAUGCGGUGAAACCAUGCCAGUGCAAUGCGGUGAAACCAUGCCAGGACAAUGCGGUGAAACCAUGCCAGGACAAUGCGGUGAAGCCAUGCCAGGACAAUGCGGUGAAACCAUGCCAGGACAAUGCGGUGAAACCAUGCCAGGACAAUGCGGUGAAUCCAUGCCAGGACAAUACGGUGAAACCAUGCCAGGACAAUGCGGUGAAACCAUGCCAGUGCAAUGCGGUGAAACCAUGCCAGUGCAAUGCGGUGAAACCAUGCCAGGACAAUGCGGUGAAACCAUGCCAGGACAAUGCGGUGAAACCAUGCCAGGACAAUGCGGUGAAACCAUGGCAGGACAAUGCGGUUGAAACCAUGCCAGGACAAUGCGGUUGAAAACCAUGCCCAGGACAAUGCGGUGAAACCAUGCCAGGACAAUGCGGUGUGAAACCAUGCCAGGACAAUGCGGUUGAAACCAUGCCAGGACAAUGCAGGUGAAACCAUGCCAGGACAAUGCGGGUUGAAACCAUGUCAGGACAAUGCGGUGAAACCAUGCCAGUGCAAUGCGGUGAAAACCAUAGCCAGUGCAAUGCGGGAAACCAUGGCCAGGACAAUGCGGUGAAACCAUGCCAGGACAACGCGGUGAAACCAUGCCAGGACAAUGCGGUGAAACCAUGCCAGGACAAUGCGGUGAAACCAUGCCAGGACAAUGCGGUGAAACCAUGCCAGGACAAUGCGGUGAAACCAUGCCAGGACAAUGCGGUGAAACCAUGCCAGGACAAUGCGGUGAAACCAUGCCAGUGCAAUGCGGUGAAACCAUGCCAGGAGAACGUGGUGAAACCAUGCCAGGACAAUGCGGUGAAACCAUGCCAGGACAAUGCGGUGAAACCAUGUCAGGAGAACGUGGUGAAACCAUGCCAGGACAAUGCGGUGAAACCAUGCCAGGACAAUGCGGUGAAACCAUGCCAGGACAAUGCGGUGAAACCAUGCCAGGAGAACGUGGUGAAACCAUGCCAGGACAAUGCGGUGAAACCAUGCCAGGACAAUGCGGUGAAACCAUGCCAGGAGAACGUGGUGAAACCAUGUCAGGACAAUGCGGUGAAACCAUGCCAGGACAAUGCGGUGAAACCAUGCCAGGACAAUGCGGUGAAACCAUGCCAGGACAAUGACGGUGAACAGGUCAGGAGCACGCUGGUGAAACCAUGCCAGGACAAUACGGUGAAACCAGGCAGGACCAAUCCGGUGAAAACCAUGGCAGGACAAUGCGGUGAAACCAUGCAGGACAAUCGGUGAAACCAUGCAGGACAAUACGGUGAACCUGAUGGCAGGACAAUGCGGUUGAAAACAUGGCAGGACAAUGCGGUGCAACCAUGCCCGGACAUGCGGUGAAACCAUGGCAGGACAAUGCGGUGAAACCAUGUUCUGGACAAUACGGUUUGAACCAUGGCAGGAGAACGUGGUGAAGCCAUGCCCGGACAAUGCGGUUGAUGAAACCAUGCCAGGACAAUGCGGUGAAACCAUGCCAGGACAAAGCAGUCCCACGAUUCCAAGACAUUGCAGUGCAAACAUGCCCAGACAAUGUAGUGAAACCAUGCCAGGACAAUGUGGGCCAAAGAUGCCAGGACAAUGUGGGCCAAAGAUGCCAGGACAAUGCUGCCGAACAGCAUGUGACAACCUCUUCAGACUGUGUAAAGGAGGAGGAGACGGAGAGACCCUUGAAUCACCAAGAUGGCAACUGGUAGCUUCAGAGACCAGGGACCCCCAGUAAACGUCUGGCUGCUUGCUGUUUGAGCUGUCGACCUGAAGUGUUAUCUGAAUGAGGAACUGAUGGAAAUUAAAAUCCCUUCUCCACCUC